AUGUGCUGGCUGGCAGAGGCGGGGCCGGCCACGGCUGCUACGGGCUGCAUGCGGGGGCGGCUAGCCGCAGACGGUUGCCCGUGGCGGUGUCUGUGCUGCCUCCCCCGUCUUCCGCUGGGCUCCGCCAUGCUCUCUGGGAACGGCCUGGUGCUGGGCGGGGGCGGUCUGGCCCCCAAGAAGCACCUUCAGAACGGGGCCAUCAAGGGCUACCAGGUGGGCUACCGGGAGUACAGCUCCGGGGGCAACUACCAGUUCAGCGUCAUCAGCAUGGAGUCCACGGGGGACAACGCCGAGAGCCUGGUCCUGGACAACCUCAAGAAGUACACCCAGUACGGGGUGGUGGUGCAGGCCAGCAACAGCGCCGGGACGGGGCCCUCGUCCACCGAGGUGGCCUCCACCACGCUGGAGGACGUUCCCAGCCGCCCCCCAGAGAACGUGCAGGCGGCGGCCUCCUCCCCAGAGGUCAUCUCUCUCUCCUGGCUGACCCCAUCCAAAGAGGCCCUGAACGGGAACCUCAUGGGGUUCAGGGUCAUCUACUGGGCCAACCUGCCCGAUGGAGAGCUGGGCGAGAUCCGCAACGUGACCACGGCCAACCCCACCCUGGAGCUGGACGGGCUGGAGAAGUACACCAACUACAGCAUCCAGGUGCUGGCCUUCACCAGGGCGGGCGACGGCGUGCGCAGCGAGCAGAUCUACACACGCACCAAGGAGGAUGUUCCUGGACCCCCGGCCGGCGUGAAGGCCGCUGCAGCGUCCAACUCGGUGGUCUUCGUGUCCUGGCUGCCCCCCCUGAAGGUCAACGGCAUCAUCAGGAAGUACACCGUCUUCUGCUCCAACCCACAUCCUACGGUGAGCAGUGAGUUCGAGGCCGCGCCCGACAUCUUCUUCUACCGCAUCCCCAACCUGUCCAGGAACCGGCAGUACAGCAUCUGGGUGGUGGCGGUGACGGCCGCGGGCCGCGGGAACGCCAGCGACAUCAUCACCGUCAAGCCAAUGGCAGAGGCGCCGGCCAGGAUCCUGACCUUCAACCGCACGGUGACCACCCCCUGGAUGAGGGACAUCGUGCUGCCCUGCAAGGCCGUGGGAGACCCCGCCCCCACCAUCAAGUGGCUGAAGGACAACAAUGGAACCCCAGCGCCUGUUGUGAUUGACAGCCGACGCAGCGUCCACGGCAACGGCAGCCUGGUCAUACGCACGGUGAAAGCCGAGGAUUCUGGGAACUACACCUGCGUGGCCAGUAACAGCUUUGGGCCGGACAAGAUCAUCCUGAACCUGCAGGUCCAAGUUCCACCUGACCAGCCCCGCCUCACCGUGACCAAGACCACCACCACGUCCAUCACCCUCUCCUGGAUCCCAGGGGACAACGGAGGCAGCUCCAUCAGAGGCUACAUCCUCCAGUACUCGGAGGACAACAGUGAGCAGUGGGGGAACUACGCCAUCAGCCCCAGCGAGCGGGCCUACCGCCUGGAGACCCUCAAGUGCGGCACCUGGUACAAGUUCACCCUCACCGCCCAGAAUGCAGUGGGGCCAGGGCGCAUCAGUGAGAUCAUCGAGGCCAAGACCCACGGGAAAGAGCCCCAGUACUCCAAGGAGCAGGAGCUGUUCACCAGCAUCAACGCCACGCGCGUGCGCCUCAACCUGAACGGCUGGAACAACGGAGGCUGCCCCAUCAGCUCCUUCACGCUGGAGUACCGGGCGGUGGACUCGCCCACCUGGACCACGGCGCAGCGCACCUCGCUCACCAAGAGCUACAUCCUGUACGACCUGCAGGAGGCCACCUGGUACGAGCUGCAGAUGAAGGUGCACAACAGCGCCGGCUACGCCGAGAAGAGGGUCAAGUUCGCCACGCUGAGCUACGACGGCAGCACCAUCGCUCCGCUGGUGAAGGCGCCCAACGUGAGUGCGGGCGUGGCCAGCAGUGGCGACGGGCUGAAGAUGAUGGUGACCAUUUCCUGCGUGCUGGUGGGCAUCGUCUUCAUCUUCAUCGGCCUGCUGGUGCUCCGGCGGCGGAGGAGGGAGCAGAGGCUCAAGAGACUGCGAGAUGCAAAAAGUCUGGCCGAAAUGCUGAUGAGUAAAAACACACGUCCCGCCGAGCCAAUCAACAAGCAGCAGCAGACCCUGCGAAUGCACAUCGACAUCCCCAGAGCCCAGCUCCUCAUCGAGGAGAGGGACACCAUGGAGACCGUUGACGACCGCUCCACGGUGCUGCUCACAGACAACGACUUCGGGGAGACCCAGAAGCAGAAGUCGUCCACCGUCACCCACACGGUCCACUACCAGUCCCUGUCCCAGGCCACAGGGCCGCUGGUGGAUGUGUCUGAUGCCAGACCAGGCACCAACCCCACCGCCCGGCGCACCGCCAAGCCCGGGCCCGCCGCCCGCAACCGCUACGCCAGCCAGUGGACGCUGAACCGGCCCCACCCGCCCGUCUCCGCCCACACCCUCAGCACCGACUGGAGGCUGCCCACCCCCAGGGUGGCGGGCUCCGUGGACAAGGAGAGCGACAGCUACAGCGUCAGCCCCUCCCAGGACACAGACCGCGCCCGCAGCAGCAUGGUGUCCACGGAGAGCGCGUCCUCCACGUACGAGGAGCUGGCGCGCGCCUACGAGCACGCCAAGAUGGAGGAGCAGCUGCGGCACGCCAAGUUCACCAUCACCGAGUGCUUCAUCUCGGACACGUCCUCGGAGCAGAUGACGGCGGGCACCAACGACUACACGGACAGCCUCACCUCCAGCACGCCGUCCGAGUCGGGCAUCUGCCGCUUCACCGCCUCGCCGCCCAAGCCCCAGGACGUCAGCCGCGUCAUGAACAUGGCGGCGCCCAAGGCCCACAGACCGGGUGGCGAGCUGGUGCACUUGCCGCCGUAUCUGCGCAUGGACUUCUUGCUAAACCGCGGCAUGACCUGUUCGGGGUCGUCCAGGGCCACGUCGAGCGGCGAGGGCUCGGCCAUGGGCCAGGCGUGCCUGGAGCCCCAGAAGAGCCGCUCGCUGAAGAGGCCCUCCCGCAUGGCUCCUCCCACGCCAUCGGAGCCGCCGCCGCCGCCGCGGGCUAGCAGCAGGGACCCAGUGGCCCAGUGGCAGCCCGGCGCGGCCGCCACGCUCCCCCACAGGGAGGGCUCGGAGCUGGCCCAGGCCGCCAAGCUCAGCACCUCGCAGGAGUCCCUGCUGGAUUCGCGGGGACACCUCAAACAGAGCAACAACCCCUACGCAAAGUCCUACACGCUGGUAUAA
Messenger RNA from Gadus chalcogrammus (walleye pollock), 3231 nucleotides. RefSeq names its product Down syndrome cell adhesion molecule a (gene dscama). Gene Ontology annotation, cellular component: plasma membrane; axon. The transcript has 18 exons. The record is from RefSeq and is a predicted model, not a curated record. Gene Ontology annotation, biological process: homophilic cell-cell adhesion; axon guidance; dendrite self-avoidance. NCBI's taxonomy places the organism in Eukaryota, Metazoa, Chordata, Actinopteri, Gadiformes, Gadidae. The coding region runs from base 1 to 3231 and encodes 1076 amino acids. Gene Ontology annotation, molecular function: cell-cell adhesion mediator activity.